This is a messenger RNA of Naegleria fowleri, 813 nucleotides long. RefSeq lists its product as uncharacterized. The coding region runs from base 1 to 813 and encodes 270 amino acids. The transcript has 2 exons. The record is from RefSeq and is a predicted model, not a curated record. Lineage: Eukaryota; Heterolobosea; Eutetramitea; Acrasida; Naegleriidae.
AUGAAGAAAGAGGAAGAUUUAUUGAGAAAUUUAUACGUCAUUGACAGAGAUAAUAGUAUGCUCGAUGAUCCAUAUUUACAUUUAGUUAGCGUUUAUGGACCUGAUCAUCAAUUACGAGAACUAGAAUUUUCCAAGUAUGAACCACCCAAAGGCAUUGGAUUGCUCUUUGACUUUGAAGAUCCCGAUUUCUUCCUUCAAUUUAAUGCAUUUACCUAUGACUUGUUUAAAGAUAUGGAUUGGAGUAACUGCUUUGUUGCCGGUGGUAGUGUGUUAGCAGCUGCACUCAAAGUUGAACAAAUCAAAUUGCAUCUUAAACAGAAGAAGACUGACAAAGAUGAACCCAAUGAUCAUGUUCUUUAUGACUACGACAAUGACGGUGGUGAUGUUGUUGAGCAAACUCACAAAGUGGAUGAAGAUGUAAUAGCUGAAAACAGUGAUGACGAUUAUUUCACAGAUUCGUCAGAUUGUAACAGUGAUUCAGAAUCAUCAUCUUACGACGAUAACGACCUGAAUACCAAAAUAGUGAAUCCAGAACGAUUUGAUAGUAGUUUAGCGGAGUACUAUUCAAGGUCAGAUUCAUGGAAAAACAGUGAUAUUGACCUAUUUUUCUAUGGACUCUCUGAACAGCAAGCGGAAAAGAAGAUCAUUGGUGUCUAUAACUUGAUUAAGAAAAAUUUGAGCAAAAUUCCAAAGAAAUUCUACAAGGUUGAUCUUGACACUUCUGAUCGCAUUGAUGACAUUGUAACCUACAGAACAGAGCAUGCCAUAACUUUUAGAUUCAAUUAUCCAAUUCGUCCCAUACAAAUUAUAUAA